Messenger RNA from Metschnikowia bicuspidata var. bicuspidata NRRL YB-4993, 1206 nucleotides. RefSeq names its product E3 ubiquitin-protein ligase. Lineage: Eukaryota; Fungi; Ascomycota; Pichiomycetes; Serinales; Metschnikowiaceae. Gene Ontology annotation, molecular function: zinc ion binding. The annotation marks the transcript as partial. The transcript has a single exon. The record is from RefSeq and is a predicted model, not a curated record. Gene Ontology annotation, cellular component: cytoplasm.
CUUGCUUACUCAGCCUUUAGUCUAGGGUCUUUUGGUGCCUCUGUAUUGUUGCUGGCCCUAAAUUCAUAUGACUUCCUCACAUUUCUGCAGGAGCUCACUGACAGCUUCAGACUCACGAUUCUCCUCAAUUUCAUCGUUUUUUGUUGCUUGUCGUUUGGGUAUCUUAGCGUUCGAGUUCUUUUCCACAGAUUCAGAAUCAUCGAAAUCGAACACAUAGCAGACCAAUUGCCAUUUUAUGCGCUUAAUUUACUAUUCAUCCUAUUCAAUGAUGGCAACAUGAUUCUUAACACCGUGUUAACAGGACUAACACUACUUUUGAAAGUACACCACAUCAUGACGUAUGAACGAAUCGAUUUUUUGCAAGUACAGGUGGUGAACAGAAUGUCACAGCAGCAGUUCUCAAAAGCUCGUGUGUUUGCGUCGUUUUUCCUGAACGCACAUGUGAUUUAUCUUUUUCUUUUGCUCCCGGCCGACUUUGUGCUUGCACGCUUUUUGGCUUACGAUGUAUUCCAGGGUAUUGGCUCAAUGGGGAGUCUUUUAUUUGGCAUUCAGUUCGGGGUCUUGUGGCUUGAUUGCUUUGCCUUCUUGGGAAAGUUGAUCCUCAAUGUAUACGAGCUUGUCUUCUAUAGAUGCGUGGAUGUUCAGGAAGACUUGAUCGAAGAUGAAGAUGUUCUUGAGGAACAUAUCUGGGAAAGUAGAGCUGUGUACGUCCAGGGAUUCGAGAUUUAUCAUUCUAUUUUGAAAACCCUCUUCUAUGCCGCUUUUCUUUACACGCUAUAUUUCCAUUCUCGCGUGGCAUUGCCAAUUCCUCUCAUCCAGGGAUGCAUUGUCUCUAUACACCAGGCGUUCAAAAAAGUUUACCAGCUCAUGAGCUUCCUUUCUCAUUCCCGCUUUCUCGAAGAUCAGCUCGCUUGUCCUUCCGAAGAGGAAUUGGUGGCUGCCGACUAUAUAUGCAUAAUUUGCCGUGAGGACAUGCACUUUCCUGAAACAUUCGCCGCUAAUAGAAACAGGCCUUUGAACCCGAGAAAGCACCCGAAAAAACUACAGUGUGGUCAUAUCUUGCACCUAUGCUGUUUGAAAGAUUGGCUUGAGCGAUCGAAUAGCUGUCCUCUUUGUCGAAAAGUCGUGUUUAAGAAGGCUCAGCCAGUAACUGAACGAAAUGCGACUAAUCCGCCUGCGCCUACUCCUGUAGGUCGUCCUGAGCCA